This is a messenger RNA of Diplodia corticola, 1581 nucleotides long. RefSeq names its product major facilitator superfamily transporter. The transcript has 8 exons. Gene Ontology annotation, biological process: transmembrane transport. Gene Ontology annotation, cellular component: membrane. The coding region runs from base 1 to 1581 and encodes 526 amino acids. The record is from RefSeq and is a predicted model, not a curated record. Lineage: Eukaryota; Fungi; Ascomycota; Dothideomycetes; Botryosphaeriales; Botryosphaeriaceae. Gene Ontology annotation, molecular function: transmembrane transporter activity.
AUGACUACGGAGAGCCAAAGUCCACAAUGGUGGCGUACACUUUCCAAGCCGAUUGCGAAUCCUGAACGUCGCCUGCUGCUCAAGAUAGACGUUUUCCUCCUGGCUUGGGCCUUUGUCGCAGGAUUGACCAAGGACAUGGACCAAUCAGCUACGACUCAGGCCUACGUCUCGGGGAUGAAGGAGGCUCUCAGCCUCAAUGGCAAUGAGCUUGUCGAGUUUACUACCUAUUUCUCCAUUGGCUAUGCACUCGGCAUUGUGCCUGCGCAAAUCAUACAGACCAUGUGGCGGCCCUCACUGUUUCUACCCAUCUGCGAGAUAAUCUGGGGUACUCUCACUUUGGUGACGUACAGGUCACAAAAUGCCAAAACCGUCUACGCCAUCCGCUUCUUUCUUGGCAUAUUCGAGUCGACAUCAUGGCCGGGCCUCGUAGCCCUGAUAUUCAACUGGUACACUCCCAAAGAGCUUGCGACUCGCCUCGCCAUCUUCGGCGUCAGCGGCGUGGUCGGCAACAUGUUCCUCGGGGUUCUCCAAGCAGCCCUGUACAAUAACCUCGACGGCGUGAACGGUCUUGAGGGAUGGCAAUGGCUCUUCAUUGUCUCUGGCGCGAUAACCAUGUUCUGGGGAUUCUUGGGCCUCUUCACCAUCCCCGACUCCCCCGCCAUCACCCGCGCUUUGUGGCUCACGCGGGCAGAACGCGAGCUGGCCCGCACACGCAUGUCAGACCACGGAACGGAGACGGCCAAGAUGAUCGACCGCAAGACGCUGGCCGUCAGGCUGCGGAAGAUGGUCACCAACCCCGUUUGCUGGUUCUUCAUCCUGGCCUACCUCCCCUACGCUUGGAGCCAGCGCGCCAACUCCUACUUCCUCCUCUACCUCAAGGGCCUCACCCGCGCCGACGGCACGACUCCCCUGUUCAGCACCUCGACCGUCAACCUCAUCCCCCUCGGCGGCUACGGCCUCUCCAUCAUCAGCUCCAUCGGGCUCAACGCCAUCAGCGACUACAAGAACUGGCGCUGGCAAGUCUCCAUCUUCGCCGUCGCCAUCCAAACCCUCAGCUGCGCCGUCCUCUCCGCCUGGCCGGGCAGCUCCACCCCGACGAUCCUGACCUUCUACUUCCUCACCUUCACGACGGCGGCCUGGGGCUACGCGCUCGUCGCGUGGCUGGCGCAGCUGCUGCGGCGCGAGCCCGAGGCGCGCAGCGUCGCCGUCGGCGCCGCCGUCACCCUCGUCUACGUCGGCCACGCCACCAUCCCGCUGCGCGCGUGGCGCACGAGCGACAGCCCGCGCUACCCGCUCGGCUUCCCGCUGGCGACGGCGUUUGCGGUCGUCAGUGGGGGUUUCAUUCUUGGGUUGAGGUGGUGGGUUGGGGGGAGGGGGUUGGAGGAGGAGAAAGGGGAGGGGGAGGGGGUGGAGGGGCUGGAGAGGGGUGGUGUUGGAGGAGGAGGGGGGAUCGGUGAGGGGGACGGGGAGGAGGAGAGAGGGGGUGGGGUGGGGAAGGGGGAGGGUGGGAUGGUUGUGGAGGUUGCGGUGGAUGGCCGGUCGGAGGAAGGAGGGGGGAAAGGUGGAGAUAGGGGGAGGUAG